This is a messenger RNA of Staurois parvus, 309 nucleotides long. The record is from the annotation of a GenBank genome assembly. Lineage: Eukaryota; Metazoa; Chordata; Amphibia; Anura; Ranidae.
AUGUAUGUGAAAUGGUUUGAUACAGUAAUGUUUUACUAUGUGAUUUUAGUGAUUUUAGUGAAUGUCACUUUUUGUCAUUUUGAAAUUUCCUGCCGUUCCGUCCCCCGUACGUCCCGACGCUCGCAGAGGACGGAACCCAGAUGACAGAUGCCGGAGGACAUUGCAGGGGACACUGCAGGAGGGACAUCGCGGGAGCGCAGGACAAGGUAAGUGAUCGAGGAAUCGCGGAGCAGCGCUGCAGGGUAUUCCAGAGUGUAGCUUGGGGUUACCGCUUGUGCUACACUCGGGAAUACCGCCAGGGGGGUUAAG